This is a messenger RNA of Biomphalaria glabrata, 1201 nucleotides long. RefSeq names its product ubiquitin recognition factor in ER-associated degradation protein 1-like. The transcript has 11 exons. Lineage: Eukaryota; Metazoa; Mollusca; Gastropoda; Planorbidae. Gene Ontology annotation, cellular component: VCP-NPL4-UFD1 AAA ATPase complex. Gene Ontology annotation, molecular function: polyubiquitin modification-dependent protein binding. The coding region runs from base 109 to 1017 and encodes 302 amino acids. The record is from RefSeq and is a predicted model, not a curated record.
UAUUAACUCUCUUGUAUAGGCUAGUGAAUCUUAUAAAUGUGUAUACUUCCGUUUCCAGUUGCUUUGUCAUUUCUAAAACAAGCCAGUGUCCAUUGAAUUUUGAAUAAAAUGUUUAGCUUUGGUAACACAUUUAUGGAUUUCCCAUCAUCUGGGAGGCCAUUUAAAGAAACCUACAAAUGUUACAGUGUCAUAGUGCAAGGUGGCAGAGAGGAAGUUGAAAAAGGAGGCAAAAUCAUCAUGCCACCCUCUGCAUUGGAUCAACUCACUCGUUUAAAUAUCCAGUAUCCAAUGUUGUUCAAGUUGACUAACAAAAAGACAGGUAGAGAAACACAUUGUGGUGUUUUGGAGUUUGUUGCUGAUGAAGGCAGAGUUUACAUACCAUAUUGGAUGAUGAGAAAUUUAAACAUUGAUGAAGGAGAUGUCAUUCAAAUUGACAAUGUCUCUUUAUCAAUUGCCACAUAUGCCAAGUUUCAGCCACAGUCCACAGACUUCCUUGACAUUACGAACCCUAAAGCUGUAUUGGAGAAUGCCCUAAGAAGUUUUGCUUGUUUGACUCAAGGUGACGUCAUAGCUAUAAUAUAUAAUGAAAAGGUAUAUGACCUCUGUGUACUAGAAACAAAGCCAGGGAAGGCUGUAUCUAUAAUAGAAUGUGACAUGAGAGUGGACUUUGCCCCACCCAUUGGUUAUGUAGAACCAGAACAAGUUCCCAAAAGGACAAGUCAUUUUGAAAGUGCAGAUACAGAAACAGAUACUGCAGAUGAUAUUCAAGCAUUUAGACCUUUUGGUGGACAUGGCAACAGAUUGGAUGGAAAGAAAAAAGGCACAGAAACAGAAUCUAGUUCACAGUCUCAGACAGUGGCACCAAGAAGGGGAAUCCCCAACUACAAUUUCAAGCGAGGAACUAUAACCUUCCUACGCAAUGUCAAGCCAGUAAGUAAUGGGAACACAGAGGAAGAAAAAGCAUUUGAAGCAUUUUCUGGACAAGGCCAAACAUUGAAAAAGAAAAACAGGAGUUAAAAAUGUUUUGGAGAAGCAUAUUGAGUUUUGUUCUCCUAAUGUGAUAUUCUGCUUUUAUCAAACAUUUGUUGGAAUAAGCUGUUAAAACUGAUUUACAUUAAGUAUUUUGCUAACAUUCAGCUUUUAAAGUGCAAAUGUCAUUUUUCUCUUCAGAAAAACUUAAAUAAAUUUUUGAAGAAGUUUA